Messenger RNA from Tyto alba (common barn owl), 5603 nucleotides. RefSeq names its product male germ cell associated kinase (gene MAK). The coding region runs from base 780 to 2714 and encodes 644 amino acids. NCBI's taxonomy places the organism in Eukaryota, Metazoa, Chordata, Aves, Strigiformes, Tytonidae. Gene Ontology annotation, cellular component: cytoplasm; nucleus; cilium. The transcript has 16 exons. The record is from RefSeq and is a predicted model, not a curated record. Gene Ontology annotation, biological process: cilium assembly; intraciliary transport; intracellular signal transduction. Gene Ontology annotation, molecular function: protein serine/threonine kinase activity; ATP binding.
CCGCGCUCGGUGGUGGGAGGGGGGCCGGGUCCCCAGCGGGGGUGGUGGGCGUCCUGAGAGCGGGUGCCCCCCGUGUCCCGGCUCUUUGGGGCGGGGUCAGCCCCAGGCUCCCCCCACCGGAACGAAGGAGCUGCCGGUUUAGGCUGGAGCGGGAGCAGCGCGGGGUCCAUCAUCUGUCCCUGGACAGGAUGGCUUCUCCCAGCCCCUAGGCCCGUGGGCAGGGUCACGGGUGGCCCUUCCUCGCGUGUACGAGGAGUUGCCCCGCCCUGUAGUGCCCGGCUCGGGAGCCAAAGCUCUGCUGGGCUGUGGAGCGUGUGGAGAUAGGGAUCCUGCAGCAAGGCAGGUCCAGGCCUCGGCAGCCUGACACGUUCAGGGUUAAUGAGAGAAGGCGAAUUUUUAUCUAUGAGAGCCAGGGUGGAACUUCCAGGCCAGGCAGUCUUGAGUUUCACAGCCUGGGGAGAGGUUUCACGGGGGUGGGAAGAGGUAAUGUUGCUGACACAGAGCGGCAGCAUCCACGCAGGUCACUGUGGAAUCAUCCUGAAAAAGAUCUAUGUGAGAAUGACCAUGUUCUUCUGUCUCUUAACCCUUACAUCUGGAUCUCAAAGUAGGUGUAAUUUGGAGGAGGUUAGUGAAUAUCCUGCUCCGUUAUGAGAAGACAUUCACCAACAUAAAGUCUGGAAGAAGAUUUCUCUAAGAAAAUCAAAGAGCAUAGAAUCCUUGAAUAAAACAGAAGACAUUUAGAGUUCCAUAAGCUUUGGCUAUCCGGGUCUUAAAAAAAAAUGAACCGCUACACAAUCAUGAAACAACUAGGUGAUGGCACCUAUGGCAGUGUGUUGAUGGGGAAGAGCAACGAGUCAGGGGAACUUGUGGCUAUCAAAAGAAUGAAAAGAAAGUUCUAUUCAUGGGAUGAAUGUAUGAAUUUGAGAGAAGUCAAGUCUCUGAAGAAGCUAAAUCAUGCCAAUGUAAUUAAAUUGAAAGAAGUCAUACGAGAAAAUGACCACCUUUACUUUGUAUUUGAAUACAUGAAGGAAAACCUCUAUCAGUUAAUGAAGGACAGAAACAAGUUGUUCCCUGAGUCAGUCAUCAGAAACAUGAUGUAUCAGAUAUUACAAGGGCUAGCUUUUAUCCAUAAACACGGAUUUUUUCAUAGGGAUAUGAAGCCUGAAAAUCUUCUCUGUAUUGGACCAGAACUUGUGAAAAUAGCAGAUUUUGGUUUGGCUAGAGAACUAAGAUCUCAGCCACCUUAUACAGACUAUGUUUCUACCAGGUGGUACCGUGCUCCUGAAGUUUUGCUAAGAUCAUCUAUUUAUAGUUCACCUAUUGAUAUGUGGGCAGUUGGUAGCAUAAUGGCUGAAUUAUACACAUUAAGACCUCUUUUCCCAGGCACAAGUGAAGUAGAUGAAAUCUUCAAAAUUUGCCAAGUAUUAGGGACUCCAAAGAAGAGUGAGUGGCCAGAAGGAUACCAUCUUGCUUCUGCCAUGAGUUUCCGUUUCCCACAAUGUGUCCCUAUAAGCCUAAAAUGUCUCAUCCCAAAUGCAAGCAGUGAAGCAAUACAGCUUAUGAGUGAUAUGCUGAACUGGAAUCCAAAGAAGAGACCUACAGCAAGUCAGGCUUUGAAGUACCCUUACUUUCAAGUUGGCCAAGUUUUAGGACCUCCGCCACAGUAUCUGGAGAAGCAGACUCGCAUUAAACCAGUUCAGCCAACAGAGCCAAAGCCAGCUUUACCUAAACUGGAAGCUAUAUCCAGGCCAGAGCCUCUGUCUUCACCUGAUGUACCUGACAAAACACAGCCACAGACCCUGUCAAAGGUUAACCACCAGCCUCUUCAGCAAAUUCAGUUGCCUCAGAAUACAGCUAACCAGCAAGUACCAAAACAGCAGCAGCCGCAGGAACAACCAUUUUUUCCAACUAUUGAUAAAAAUUCACCGCUAAAACAAGCAGCUAGUGGCUCUCAGAAUGGUGCAGUAGGUCCUAAAAGCUGCAGAAGACGAUGGGGUCAAACUUUGGUAAAGGCCGUAGAUAGCUGGGAUGAAUUGGAUGACACUGAAUUUGGAAUGUCAUGUUCAAAGAAGCCUAGCAUUGCACUGUUAAAAGAAAAGAAAAACAAGGAAUGUCUUUUUAGUGUGCCAGAACCAAAAGCUUCAUGCUGUAUCCAGCCAGGAGGGGAAAAUAAGGUUCUGAUGAGAAAUGAUUCUGGAAGAUCAAAUACAUCCGCAAAACAAUACUAUCUAAGGCAAUCGAGAUACCUACCUGGUGUAAACCCUAAGAGUGUCUCUUUCAUAUCAGUCAAUAAGGAAGGAUCACAUGGAACCUGGAACAAUCAGUUGUUUUCUAAACCACUGGCACAUACUGGAGGAGGAGUGACUUUCAAUAAAAAUACUACAGAUGAGAACUUAAUUAUACCUAUUGAAAAGCUAUCAUGCAAAGAAAGGUUGAAUGAAAAGUUAGAGGACCCAAAAGGAAAUCCUGGCUUUGUAAGUGGUGCUGCUUACAACCCAUCAGGAGUACAUAUCCCUUCCUUUCAUAAAAAAGAAGUUGGAUCAGCUGGACAACGGUCAGAUUAUUCCUGGAAAACCAAAGCUGCUCAUGCUCAGUUACCAGGACCUGCUUUCAAUUCAGCAGCAAAAAACAUGAAUAUUUUAACUCGCCCACCAACAAUUCAGCCAGUACAUGGAAGAACAGACUGGGUGGCCAAAUACGGAGGAAACAGAUAGAAAAUGCCAUCCUGUAUAGGUAUUAUGUGAGCUCUCUUCAGUUCUCCUGCACUGGAAUCCUGAAAUGCCUAUUUGCUGUAACUUUUCCUAAGACUAUGCAAUAGUAAAGAAGAAAAAAAGACCUUGUGUUCUACUACCUGUAUAAUACAUGUAAUACCAAGUAAAAUUCUGGCUAUAAGUAGGAUUUAUUGAAGUAUUGUAUAAUACAUAUUGCCAAAACUACUGAGAAGUAGAUUUCACGCAAUGUUUUUCUAAAGAUGGAUCUCCUAUCCUUGUACUCUUAAACAACUGUUAUGGUUGUUCGCCCAGUGCAAUGUCCACGGUGGGCAUAUGCUUGAAGUACACAAGGAACUAGAAGCAGGGCUAAAGCAGAGCAGCACCGGGCUUUCAGGUAUUAGGCUGGCUCCUCACCAGAAAGAAGAGUGAAAUCACAGAUUGGGCUUUGUGAAGAACACCACAUUCUCCUACAAGGACUUCAGAACUCACUUGUACCUAAGAGUUACUUAGGGUCUGUAGUAUGCAAGUAUUUGUAGUAGCACUGAGAACGUAACUCCUUAGAGUAGGACAUAAGCAAUCCACUGAUAAAUACUACACAAAGAAGGUCUAAAAACUUGGCCCGUAUAUGGCUGUAGAAUGAUAUAGUGAUAUUGGAGAACAGCCAAACAAGUACUGACUGCUAGACUUAUCUCACCAAGCUGUAGUGAAGCCUAAAAAUUAGAUUCAACUUCCUUAUGACCAUUUGCAGUUAACCCUGCAGGGAGCUAAACACCACACAGCUGUUUGCUCACUCCCCAAGCCCAGUGGGAUGGAGGAGAGAAUAAUUGGGGGGAAAAAAAAAAAAAAAAAAAAAGUAAAAUUCAUGGGUUGAGAUAAAGACAUUUUAAUAAGGCAGAAAGGAAGGGAAAAUAAUAAUGAUAAAAGAAUUGGAAUACACAAAACAAGUGAUGUGCAAUGCAAUUGCUCACCACCUGCCAACUGACGCCCAGCCAGUUCCCGAGCAGCAGCCCCUGGCCAGCCUUCCCUCUCGUUUAUAUACUGAGCAUGACACCAUAUGGUGUGGAAUAUCCCUUUGGCCAGUUGGGUCAGCUGUCCUGGUUGUGUCCCCUCCCAGCUUCUCAUGCUGGGUGAUACCAGAAGCUGAAAAGUCCUUGACUUAAUGUAAACACCGCUUAGCACCAUCUAAAACAUCAUUAUUCUCAUCCAAAACCCAAAACACAGCACUAACAGCUACUAGGAAAGAAAUUAACUCUAUCGCAGCCAAAGAUGUAUAGAGAUUUGUAUCUGUCCUGUCAAGGGAGCAUCCCAGUAACAUUUUAAUGAGCCUGAAUCACUGCAGUCUGUCAGUCAUUUUAAGGGUGAAUUAGUCAGAAAGGCAUAAAUUAUCAGUGAACUCCUGUUUCCAUAUGUCUUUGGUAAUCAAACUAAACUACAGAAGUCAAAUAAGCCCCCAUGUGGGAGGAUAUCGGGCUGUUCCAGAAAGCAAUGUCUUUGAAGUUUACAUCUUAAAGGCCAACUUAGGUACCUGAAAACAUACACAAACUUUAAUAAUGCAAUACCUCAUUGUUUAUGCGUUCAUUCAGUGCUUUCCCUGGCUUCUAUGCUAAGUUUUAUAGUAAUAUCCCACAAAGGACCUUGCAAUGUACAAUAAACUGUUUUUAGGAUGUUGAGCUAGGCUACUUCCGUUAACAACUGCAUUUAGAAUAGAUGCUUUAGACAUAGUAGUUAAAUUAAACCUGCCAUUUUAAAGUACAAAAUGACUAUGUUCUUUAAAGAUGUAAAGCUGUUAAUGAUUGCGUUAAGAAUUGUAAAAAAUAAAUGUAUUUGUAUGGCUUUUAUAACUGCACAUAAAAAUUUAAAUUCCUGUUGUUGACCUAAUGUGCCAUACUAUAUGGGUUAUGUUAAGUUACAGGAAAGCAAUUUAAUCUAAAACAGUUGUACCAAAAAGUAUUUUGUUCUGAAAACUGCACCUAGAGGAAAUGCCACUUUAACACUGGAAGAGCUAUAUAGAGGUAAGGAUACCUGGUUAGUAGUGCACUAGAGAGUUUAAUUCAAAUGCCAUUGGUCUAGGCUUAAGUAUUUGUCAUUCCCUUAGUACUAACAGAUGUCCCUAUGGUAUUUAAAUGCAUCUUAAUUUAUCUUGUAGAAGAUAUCUGUAAUUGGCUAUGGCACUGAAGGACAACCUCAAACUUUCUAUAACAGGCAUAAAUGUACUGGUUUUAUAAUUAAAAAACAAGAAAUGAAUCAUUCAUCUCUAGUAAAAGAUGACAGUGACUUAGUUAAAAAAUCAGUCUGCUCAAGGAAUUAACUAAUAAUGUGCCCAUAGCUCACAUGUCUAUAAGUCACCUAGAGCAGAAAAAUUAAUAGGUACUAUUUAUGGCACUAAAUAUGGCUAGAAGAAACAUGCUGCCAUUACUGUAUGCUAAGGAACAUUGAAAUGGCUUUGACAUAACCGUAACAGCCUUUACUUGUUCACAAUCAAAGCAUGACAAGUGUUAAGAAGUUCUUGCAAACAGCAAGAACAGAACAGCAGUAAGGCUGAUAGGCUUUUGUACAGUCAUUUUAACUCUGAUUCACUGAUACAUCUUGAACUGCUAGUGCAGAAAUGCCAUCUAAUGCUUAAGAAAUUUAGUAUAUGCUGAAAGUUCCCAGGGGGUAAAAAGUAUAUAAGACUAAAGCUUUUCUCUCCUCUCUUUGGAUUAUUACUGUCUCUCCUCAACACAAAAAGUGGCAACAAGAGUUCUACCUGCAGUUUUCAGUUCAGGCCACUGCUUUCCAAACCUCAUGAAACAGCAGCAAAGCUUAACACUGUGGUCUAAAGUUAAAAGCUUAUCAGUCCAAUUCCCUGAUUUCUAUUGUCUUCACUCCAUUAAAGGCCAAUUGCAACACAAA